AUGCCUUCUGCUACUAUCGUAUCUCCCGCUGUGCAUCGGCAGAGUGUAGGAAACAGUCGCUCAACUUCACGACAGAGUAAACAGGAAGAACAAGUUGCCGAGAUGGUGGAAUAUGACUGCCCUGGAACCCCAAGGAUAACAAUGCCACCAUACGGAGCAGAGUUCAAAAAUUUCUUCAGCAAUUCAGACUCACAGGUUCCAAAACUGGCCGAAAGAAUUCAUUUCGUUCCAUCAGCAGUCGUCGGACAACAAGAAGCCAUUCAAAAUAAACAAGCACACUUGGAAAACCGACGUUACCAGCAGCUGAAGAUAGCACAGAGGUUCACCAAGACGGAUGGGACACCCAAAUUAUACAUUGGUCGGGACAGUAUCCUUCCUGGACAGGCCGCCUGGCCCAUUCCUCACGAUGCCCCUUACAGGCCUGUCUUAGAUCGCAGCCUCAUGGCUGUCAUUGAGGCUGGACUGUAUGAGAAAUGGAGCAAAGACCUGUUGUUCCAAGUCCAGAUGAACACCCGCAGGAGGCAGCAGCAGCAGCAAUGGGCGCAGCAAGAGGAGGAGGAAGAGUCUCAAAAAACAUUCAGACAAUUGGCAUCAAGGCUCUCACACCAUCACACACCUGCAGGGAGCAUAUUUGCUCCUCCUUUUGGGCUCUGGCCUUGCAGGACUUGUCUUUAUUAUGGAGGCCUUUCCCAUGUGGCUUUUACAGAAAAAUAUGACAGUCUGACGGGACACAACUUUGCAGGUCGAGCAGGCUAA
Messenger RNA from Homarus americanus (American lobster), 756 nucleotides. RefSeq lists its product as uncharacterized. NCBI's taxonomy places the organism in Eukaryota, Metazoa, Arthropoda, Malacostraca, Decapoda, Nephropidae. The record is from RefSeq and is a predicted model, not a curated record. Bases 1 to 756 code for a protein of 251 amino acids. The transcript is spliced from 6 exons.